UUUUAGCUGAGACAGUUGAUGCCGUCAUGAUUUUAGAAUAAAUUCUUAAGUAAAUGCAAGUGCUUUUUAAGAGACUUUUUGCAAAUUUCUAUGCUUUCCUUAAAGCAUUAAAGUUAUGAAUUAAAAAGCUUUAAAACUUUGACCAAAAAUUUGACAAAAUGACAUGUAAACUGACUUCCAGUAUUAGUUGGAAGAUGCUUAAAAGUGGCUGUGGCAUUUGUAAGAAAGUCUUUGUGUCACAUUUCAGGAAAGGACUUUGAUUUCUCUGUUACUUAAUCACUCAUGUGGUCUAAACCCACGAUGAUAUGUAUCUUUCCUUUUAAACUGGAUUUUAUAUUGUCUCAUUAAAAUCUGCUUAAAAGACAAUAAAGUAAUGCAUUAUUUGUACAUCUUAAGUGGUACUUUAUGGCAAACAGAGUAUGGUUUAAGUAAUUUUCAGAUAGUAACUGCAUAAAUACAGAGUUUAUAAGACUUGGGCAUUUGGGAACUUUAAUCCAGAAAAUUUAGGAGUUGUUGGCCCAGAGAUGUAGUUGACAGUCACAUUUUAGAAGAUUACACCACUGUAACUAUAUGAAUGAGAAAAGUGAAGUGGUUGUACAGUUUCUGUCAGUCUUUGUUUAACAUAGGUUUUCAGGUUGAUGUAUACUAUGGCUAGGCACUGUUGUAGGUACUAGUAAAAGCUUUAAAAAAAAUGAAGUUUUUUUUCCAGGGAGCUUACAUUCUAGUUACUAUUUUUAAUGCCCUGUUAUACCCCAUAUGGAACACAGGGAAAGUAAGGAAAUAAUCUUUGCAAUUUUUAGGCUCGGCUAUUUGUUUUUUAACUUUUUAAAGAGAGGCCUUGCUGUGCUAACCCAGGGUGGAUGUAACUCCCAGGCUCAAAGCAAUGCUCCAGCUUCAGCCUCCCUAGCAGCCAAACUACACGGGCGCCACCCACUCCAGGUUCAGAUAUAUUCUUGGUUUCUCUUUUAUAUGGCAGUUAGCAAAGGCCACUUCUGAUGAAAGGACGGGUAUAUGUGGUGAGCGCAAACGCACAUCGAACCUAUAGGUUAAAUGGAGCUGGAGCGGAUCGCUGCAGGCAGGGGCGGGGCCUCGGUGCCCCUCCACCGGCAGGGCGGCACUCGCGCGGGGAGAUGCAAUGCCACUCAGUUGUGAAAUCUGCAGUGCUAGCAGUAGAAACUCGGAGGACGCGCGGUCCGGCCAGGUUGCUUCCUCGAGGUCCUCCAGUCCCGCCUCGACCCUUCCUGUCUCUUCCCUGCCGCCGUGCGUGCCUCGGGGGGCGGGGACUAACGUCGUGACGCACCGCGACCGCGUUGCGCCGCGGGUUUGAACGCUGUUCCCGGGGAGACCGGUGCCGGAGCGGUGCGCUAUGGAGCCGAAGGUCGUCAAACCACCGGGGCAGGAUUUCGUAGUGGAGCGUCUCAAAUGCCGCUACGGACUCGGAGGCAGCUGCCCCGAGGAGUAUGAUUUUUCAAAUUUUGAUUGGUCUAAAUGUAAGAGAAGAUCUCUAACCUCCCCAGAUGAUUUGGAUGUCUGCUCCUCUGGAGAUAAAGUUGGUUCGUCAUUAAAAUAUUAUUCUGAUGAAAGCAAGCAUUGUAGAAAACCAUUUUGCAGUUCAUUCAAGCAUAUAAAUGUGAAUUGCCUAGGUGAUGAACUGGAUUCUUUCCGUUAUUUGAAGAAACAGGAAAGAGAAGAAAAGUUAAUUGAGAAUGAUCAUAGAGUUAGUACCUCCAAAAUAUCUAAGCAGUCUUUUAAAGAAAUAGAAAAAGCUAAUAUGCCCUUGCCCUGCCACUCAUCAAGACCUCAGACUGAGUGUUGUAGUGAUGCAAGUGACUCUCCUUUGAAACUUGUCAGCUGUCCAAAAUCUAAAGCAUCAGACAAGCAGAGUUUACUUCCACAUCAUAUCAGUGAGAUAUAUGACGAAUUAUGUCAGAUACAUCUGAAACUGCAGUGUGAAACUGCAGCACAACAGAAAUUUGCUGAGGAACUUCAAAAGCGAGAACAUUUUUUACUUGAAAGAGAACAACUGCUUUUCAGACAUGAAAAUGCCUUGAGUAAAAUUAAAGGUGUCGAAGAAGAAGUUAUAACAAGAUUUCAAAUUAUAAAAGAGCAACAUGAUGCAGAAGUUGAACACUUAACCGAAGUUCUUAAGGAAAAGAAUAGAGAAACUAAGAGACUGAGGUCCUCUUUUGAUGCAUUGAAAGAAUUGAAUGAUACCUUAAAAAAACAGUUAAAUGAAGCAAGUGAAGAAAACAGGAAGAUGGAGAUUCAGGCUAAAAGAGUUCAAGCUCGUUUAGAUAAUUUACAGUCUGGCCCGUCUGCUGUAGGACUGCUGAAGUCCACUCCAGGCUCUGCUUGCCUGGGGAUCACCUGCAGCAGCUACAGAACAGUAAGGAGGAAGCAUGAGUUUAUGACAACACAGAGAUUAAAAGCAAGUCCCCAUGCUGUUCAUGAAAUGAAAAGUUUAAAACAAGAAAAAGCACCAGUUUCAAAAACUUACAAGGUACCACUUAAUGGGCAAGUUUAUGAACUUUUAACCGUCUUCAUGGACUGGAUUUCGGAUCAUCAUCUUAGCAAAGUGAAACAUGAAGAAUCUGGAAUGGAUGAUAAAAAACCACAACUCAAAUUUGCUUCCCAGAGAAAUGAUAUUCAGGAAAAGUGUGUAAAGCUUUUGCCUCUGAUGACAGAGCAGCUACAGUGGAUCCCAUGUGUGAAUACCAAACUUCACGAGCCUUUUGUAAAAUUUAUAUAUUGGUCCCUGAGGCAGCUAGAUGCUGGAGCACAGCACUCAACUAUGACAUCAACACUGAGGAGACUGGGUGAAGACAUUUUCAAAGGAGUGGUAACUAAAGGGAUACAGGAUAGUUCUUUAGAGCAUUCUGUGGAGAAUAAACCAAAGGCAGUUGCUUUCUUUAAGAGCUCCAAUUUGCCAUUGAGAUUUUUAUCAACCUUAAUUGUUCUCAAAACAGUCACUCGAGCUGAUUACCUGGCUCAGGCAUUUGAUUCUCUUUGUUUGGACUUGAAGACAGAAGAAGGAAAAACCUUGUUUUUAGAGUAUCAAGCUGUUCCAGUAAUAUUGAGUCAUCUAAGAAUAUCCAGUAAAGGACUCCUGUCUAAUGUUAUUGAUAGUUUGCUCCAGAUGACGGUGGAAUCUAAAUCCUUGCAGCCUUUCCUGGAAGCCUGCAGCAACUCUUCAUUUUUUCGUACUUGCUCUGUGCUCCUUCGAGCCCCUAAGCUUGAUCUUCAGAUACUUGAAAAACUCAGUGUUAUUUUACAGAAACUUUCCAAAAUCAAGAGUAAUAAGAAGCUCUUUGAACUUUUUACGAUUCAUCUGAUGCUUCAAGAAAUACAAAGGACAACCAACCCGGAGCAUGCCUUUCUCUGUAUUAAUCUAAAUUCAACUCUGUUCAAUUUGGGUUUAACAAAAUGUAAUUCCCUGGUCUCCAGUGCAAGCCAUUAGACUGGCUUAUUUUUUAAUACAGUAGAUGUGGUGCUUAUUUAUAAACAUGUAAAAAUUACCAAAGUAACUACAAUUCUACUAAGUAAAGUUAUCAAUAGCAUCAUUUAUCAUGAAAAAUAAAUGAUUUUUUUGAAUUUUAAAAAUGAAAUCUGUAGAAGGUAUUAUAACUUUUGGAAUGCUUCAGUUCAAGUUAGGUAGUACUAAUGUAGAAGAUGGCAUUUCUACAAUGUAUGACACUGAAGUUACUUUUUAUAAAAAUAUAUUAGGAAAAUUCUUAAAAUUAUGUUAUUAUUUGGAAUAAAUUUGGUGCUUAUUUGAGAA
Callithrix jacchus (white-tufted-ear marmoset) is the source of this 3778-nucleotide messenger RNA. RefSeq names its product coiled-coil domain containing 138 (gene CCDC138). Lineage: Eukaryota; Metazoa; Chordata; Mammalia; Primates; Cebidae. The record is from RefSeq and is a predicted model, not a curated record.